This is a messenger RNA of Xenopus laevis (African clawed frog), 945 nucleotides long. Its product is annotated as olfactory receptor 5V1-like. The coding region runs from base 1 to 945 and encodes 314 amino acids. NCBI's taxonomy places the organism in Eukaryota, Metazoa, Chordata, Amphibia, Anura, Pipidae. The record is from RefSeq and is a predicted model, not a curated record. The transcript has a single exon.
AUGCCAUUUCCGAAUGAAAACCAGACUGUGUUGAGGAGUUUCUACAUUUUGGGAUUUAAAAACAUGGAAGAAAAGAGAAUUUUAUUGUUUAUGCUACUACUGAGUAUUUAUUUGCUGACGUUAUCUGGCAAUAUGCUCAUAAUUAUUAUAACCAAGUCCGACACCAUCCUAGAAAACCCAAUGUUCUGUCUUCUGGGAAACUUAUCAAUGCUGGACAUUUGUUAUAUUUCAGCCACUGUACCACAUAUGUUGGUUAUUUUGGCGUCACGGCAAAACAGAAUUUCAUUUGAUGGCUGUUUAGCACAACUUUUUUCUGUCAUUUUCCUGGAGAGUGUUGAAUGUUUUUUACUGGCCAUCAUGGCAUAUGACCGCUAUGCAGCUAUUUGCAAACCCUUGCACUACAUUCUCAUCAUGAGCAGAGAAUUCUGCUACAGUUUACUUUCCUGGGCAAUAAUUGCGAGUAUUCUGCACUCACUACUUCAUACAUUACUCAUUGUGCGUUUACCAUUCUGUGAUGAUGAAAUUAACCAUUUGUUUUGUGAUAUCCCACCUCUUCUGAAACUCUCAUGUACUGAUACCUCUCUAAAUGAGAUGGUAUUGUUUGCAGUCAGUGGGGUAUUUGUGGGACUUGGUCCACUUCUCUUUAUUUUUCUCUCAUAUAUCUAUAUUGUUUGUACAGUUUGUAAAAUGGCAUCUGAAUCAGGAAGAAAGAAGACGUUCUCCACCUGUGCGUCUCAUCUUAUCAUAGUGUCUGUAUUCUAUGGAACUGGAAGUUUUACCUACAUUAGACCAAAGACCAGCUACUCCCUGGAAAGGGACAAAUUGCUCUCAUUAUUCUAUAAUAUAGUCACGCCUCUGGCAAAUCCCAUAGUGUAUAGCCUACGGAAUACUGAAUUACGGACAGCUCUCAGAAAGUUAUUUAGAAGACGGAUAUGCCAGAGUUAG